Molecule: messenger RNA, 2033 nt
Organism: Vespa velutina
Lineage: Eukaryota; Metazoa; Arthropoda; Insecta; Hymenoptera; Vespidae
Gene: Lmx1a
Product: LIM homeobox transcription factor 1-beta-like
Exons: 5
Coding region: 285-1583 (432 amino acids)
Biological process (GO): regulation of transcription by RNA polymerase II; neuron differentiation
Cellular component (GO): nucleus
Molecular function (GO): DNA-binding transcription factor activity, RNA polymerase II-specific; RNA polymerase II transcription regulatory region sequence-specific DNA binding
Source: RefSeq, a predicted model, not a curated record
AGAAGGAAAAAAGAAGAAGAAGAAGAAGAAGAAGAAGAAGAAGAGAAAGAAAUCUUUCUUCUCUUUCUCUCUCUCACAUAUACACACACACGUACACACACACACACACACACACACACAAGUACACAUAGACACUUUUUAUCAUCUCUUUCGUUUGUGAUAAUCUUCGAUGAAAAACAUGUGUUCGUUUUGUAUAUCGGUGAUCCUGAAAGGGAUUCGUUCAUUACGAAACUCGAUUCUCGUAGAGGAGGUCCUCCGUGUCCUCUCUUGAGAUUUCCCGCGCGAUGUACGACACCGUACGUAUCGAGGGACCAAUAAAGUGUUGCCAGAUCGCGUGUUCUCUUCUCGGGAUCGUGCGACGAUUGGUGAAGUCUAUUCGUGACACAAUGUUGGAAUUCUUUACGCCAGUGCCAGGUUCAUUGAAUCGGCAGCCCGAACCGGGACAGCCCGUACCUGCCGGUCCAUCGCUUCCAUUUCGUUCAACGGGGGACAACAAUAACGCCGAAUCUUCGGUUUCCGUCAAAACGGAAUCCGGGCUACUGGAAACGAUCUGUGCUGGAUGCGGGCGUACGAUCACGGAUAAGUACGUGAUGAGAGUAAUGGAAAGAAACUAUCACGAGGAGUGCCUCUCCUGUGCGGCAUGUGCCGCACCGUUGUCGCAAUCCUGUUUCAUACGUGACCUCAAGUUUUACUGUCGAUCCGAUUACGAGAGGAUCUUUAGCGUUAAGUGCGCCCGAUGCAUGGAGAGGAUCAGCUGCAGCGAGAUGGUCAUGAGAGUUGCCGGCUUGAUCUUCCACAUGGAAUGUUUUGCCUGCUGCAUGUGCGGCCAACCGUUACAAAGAGGCGCUCAUUAUAUUUUGCGUCAGGGACAACCGAUCUGCAUUCAGGACUUGGAACACGAGCUUUACAUGAAAAGUCCACAAGAUGACGAUUUAUUGGAUGAAAAUCGACCACGUGAUGGUCGAAGAGGACCUAAACGGCCACGGACCAUUCUCACGUCGGCUCAAAGGCGACAAUUCAAAGCGUCCUUUGAAGUUUCGCCAAAGCCUUGCAGGAAGGUUAGAGAGGCCUUGGCAAAGGACACGGGUCUCAGCGUUCGCGUCGUUCAAGUAUGGUUUCAAAAUCAAAGGGCGAAAAUGAAGAAGCUUCAGAGGAAAGCGAAAACAGAACCUGGAUCAGACAAAGAGCCUAAGGAAGAAAGAAGGACGGAAAGUCCUCACAGCGAUCACAGUCAUUACUUGAACGCCAUAAAUAUGCGUGAUGGUGAAUCUUCCAACUUUCCAUCGGCCACACAACCACUUAACCCGAAUCACCCCUUCUCACCGGACGAUGGUUAUCCAGCCAAUUCCGGUGACAGUUUCUGUAGUACCGAUGAAUCACUGGACGGUGUCGUUGGCUUUGAAAUUGGCGAGAAUGAGAGCGGUGGUGCCGAUGGAAGUCAUCAGGGUGGUUCUCACUCUCAUCAUGGUUCUUCCUCUCACGAAGCACCCUCGUUGUCACAGGGUUUACAUGCGGCUAUACACAAUCCAAUUGACAAACUGUUCAUGAUGCAGAAUAGUUAUUUCAGUGGUGAUCACGCGUAAUCUAAGUUUUUUCGUGUUGUAUAUUAUUUUUUUCCCCCCUCUCUCUCUCUCUCUCUCUCUUUUCUUUUCUCUCUCUCUCUCUCUCUCUCUUUCUCUGUCUUUCUCUCUCUCUCUCUCUCUCUCUCUGUCUUUCUUCCUUUCUUUCUCUUUCUCUCUCAUCGUCUCUCUUUCUCUCUCUCUCUCUCUUUCAUUUUUUCUCUCAUUAACUUGAACGAAAUAAAAAAAGUUUCAAGAAAAUGGAAACAAGAAAGUUUCGCAGCUUGUAUACAUAUAUAUAGAGAAAGAGAGAGAAAGAGAGAGUGAGAGAGAGAGAGAGAGAGAGAGAGAGAGAGAGAGAUUCGUUUCAUUGGCGUGCAUAAAUGGGACGAAAGGGUAUAUAAAUAAAUAAAUAAAUAAAUAAAUUAAAUAAAUAAAUGAAUAAGUAUUAUAAGAAGAGUAUAAAGUGUGUAA